Prosopis cineraria is the source of this 1050-nucleotide messenger RNA. Its product is annotated as methylesterase 1-like. Gene Ontology annotation, molecular function: methyl jasmonate esterase activity; methyl salicylate esterase activity; methyl indole-3-acetate esterase activity. The coding region runs from base 49 to 816 and encodes 255 amino acids. The record is from RefSeq and is a predicted model, not a curated record. NCBI's taxonomy places the organism in Eukaryota, Viridiplantae, Streptophyta, Magnoliopsida, Fabales, Fabaceae. The transcript is spliced from 3 exons. Gene Ontology annotation, biological process: salicylic acid metabolic process; jasmonic acid metabolic process.
CUAUAUAAUCCCCAAACUUUUGUAGCUUCUGCUGUAAGGAGCAAAACAAUGGAAGGAAAGCAUUAUGUUCUGGUGCACGGAGCUUGCCAUGGAGCUUGGUGCUGGUACAAGCUCAAGCCUCAGCUUCAGUCUGCAGGCAACAGGGUCACAGUACUGGACCUUGCAGCCUCGGGCAUCAACCCCAAGAGAAUUGAAGAUGUUGGUAGUUUUGCUGAGUACUCUGAGCCACUCUUAGAGUUCUUAGAAUCUCUGCCUCCAGGUGAAAAGGUUGCUCUCGUUGGACACAGCUUUGGAGGAUUGAGUUUAGCUCUUGCCAUGGACAAGUUCCCUCACAAGAUAGCAAUUGCUGUUUUCUUAGCAGCUUUUGUUCCUGAUACCCAACAUCCACCCUCUUAUGUCCUAGAACAACAGCCCAUGGAGAGAGAAGACCUGAAUGAAGAGUUCAACAUGAAUAUUUCAUCAUCUGGAUCUGCAUCAAUGAUUUUUGGGUUCAAGUGUUUGUCCACCAAAAUUUAUCAACUCAGUCCCAUUGAGGAUCUUGAGUUAGCCAAGACGUUGAUAAGGCCAGGAUGGCUUUUUGUUGAAGAAUUGCGGAAGGCAGAGAAUUUCUCAGAAGAAGGGUAUGGUUCGGUUCCAAAGGCUUAUAUUGCUUGUAAGGAGGAUGCGAUAAUUCCAUUAGCAUAUCAACGUUGGAUGAUUGAAAAUGCUGGAAUUGAAGAUGUCUUGGAAAUCAAAGAUGCAGAUCAUAUGGCUAUGUUUUCCAAACCACAAGAAGUUUGCCAGUCUCUCCUCCAGAUGGCUGAGAAAUACACAUGAUUUUGUAUCAGAUCAUUGUUAGGAUGCAUUGAAUAUUAGUUUCUUUCAGUGGUCUUUAUUGUUUAAAGAAUAAAUUUACAUAUGAAUUGUGUCUUCGGAUUGCUGGGCUUCUAGUUGUCAUAUGCGUGUCUUUUGCGACUGAUUGUUGGGUAUACAUUGAAUUUCCUCCUUGGUUUCAGUGCCCUUUAUUGACUAAAGGACACGUUUACAUUGUGAAGAGAUAAGUUGCAAGAA